This is a messenger RNA of Radiomyces spectabilis, 1033 nucleotides long. Its product is annotated as WD40-repeat-containing domain protein. Bases 1 to 984 code for a protein of 327 amino acids. The transcript is spliced from 3 exons. Gene Ontology annotation, cellular component: cytoplasm; eukaryotic translation initiation factor 3 complex, eIF3m. Gene Ontology annotation, molecular function: protein binding; RNA binding; translation initiation factor activity. The record is from RefSeq and is a predicted model, not a curated record. Gene Ontology annotation, biological process: cytoplasmic translational initiation. Lineage: Eukaryota; Fungi; Mucoromycota; Mucoromycetes; Mucorales; Radiomycetaceae.
AUGAGACCCAUCCUUUUGCAAGGCCACACGCGUUCAUUGACGCAAAUCAAGUACAAUCGGGAAGGCGAUUUGCUUUUCUCCGUCUCAAAGGAUAAAGUCAUCAAUGUGUGGUAUUCCCACAAUGGCGAGCGUCUCGGUACCUACAACGGCCAUCAGGGCAGUGUGUGGACUGUCGAUGUCAACUCUACUUCGACCAUGAUCAUUACCGGUGCUGCUGAUAACACUGCUAAAUUAUGGGAAGUUCAAACCGGUCGAUGCUUGAAGACAUGGGAAUUCAAGACAGCAGUGAAGCGAGUGGAAUUCAGCGAAGAUGAUACCAUGGCGCUGUGUGUGACCGAAGAACGUAUGGGUUACUCUGGUAGUGUGACCGUGUUGGCUGUCAAUCCUGAUGUGAAGGCUCAACAAUCGGACGAACCUAUUGCUGUCAUCGUCAACGACGGAAAGAAGGCCGUGGUGGCUGGUUGGGGUCCCAUCAACAAAUACAUUAUCAGCGGUCACGAAGAUGGCACCAUUUGCCAGUGGGAUUGGAAAGCGAAGGAGAAGAUUAACACCAUCAAACCUCACGAAUCUGAACUUACCGACAUGCAAUUCAGUCCCGACCGAACCUACUUCAUCACUAGCUCCAAGGACAAAUCAGCUCAAAUCUUUGAAUCCGAUACUUUGAAACCUAUGAAGAAAUACACAGCUGAUACACCUCUCAACUCGGCAGCAAUUACCCCCAAAUUCCAAGAAUUCGUCAUUCUCGGUGGUGGUCAAGAUGCAAUGAGUGUUACAACCACCUCAGCAAGAGCUGGUAAAUUCGAAAGCCGUUUCUAUCACAAAAUUUUGGAAGAAGAAGUCGGUCGUGUACGUGGUCAUUUCGGUCCUAUUAAUACAAUCGCUGUUCAUCCCGAUGGCAAGAGCUAUUCAAGCGGUGGUGAAGAUGGUUACGUUCGUGUACAUCAUUAUGAUCCUGAUUUCUUCAAGUUUAAGAUCGAAGCAUAAAUUUUAUAAAUUGUUACAUAUUCCUUUUCAAUGAACAGACAUUUUUUAU